Acipenser ruthenus (sterlet) is the source of this 4672-nucleotide messenger RNA. RefSeq names its product MAP7 domain-containing protein 2-like. Gene Ontology annotation, cellular component: microtubule cytoskeleton. Bases 266 to 2620 code for a protein of 784 amino acids. The transcript is spliced from 19 exons. Gene Ontology annotation, biological process: microtubule cytoskeleton organization. The record is from RefSeq and is a predicted model, not a curated record. NCBI's taxonomy places the organism in Eukaryota, Metazoa, Chordata, Actinopteri, Acipenseriformes, Acipenseridae.
CACAGAACUGCGCCAGCAGUCCGCAGCCUGUGAGUUUUUAUGCUGAGUGAGGGUCAGGCAGUGAAAGGGUUUCUUUCAUUUUCCAUUCACAUUGCCUGCGCUGUUUUGAUAUUGCUGGUUUUGAUGAUGAUGAUGAUGAUGAUGAUGAUGAAGACGGGAGCGAGGCAUCUCACUAAGGUUUAAAUUUUGGGUAAAUUGUGCGGCAGCUGGAGGAGACAUUGCGCGUGUGCACAUAGAGAAGGGGACUAUACACAGGAGCAGGAAGAUGGCGGAAUGCGCAAUAGAAACAGCUGGGGAAAGCAGACCAGAAGUGAUGGUGCAACCCAGAGUAGAGGAGAGAAAGCUCCAGAUGAACGGCCAUGCCUCCCCGGUGCGUCUACCUGCCAACGGCAGCACCAGCAGCAGCAGCAGCAGCAGCAGCCCUGCUGAUAAACCAACUUUAGAAGGAUUUUUAAAAACAGAUGACAGGAUGCGGUUAGCCAAAGAAAGAAGAGAAGAGCGGGAAAAAACUCUUGUGGCCCGGGAACAGCAGAUCCAGCAGAAGGAGAAGCGAGCGCAGCUGCAGUACGAGAGGCAGAUGGAGGAGCGCUGGCGCAGGCUGGAGGAGCAGAGGCAGAAGGAGGAGCUGCGUAGGGCUGCGGUCGAGGAGAAGAGGAGGCAGAGGCUUGAGGAGGAGAAGGAGCGGCUGGAGGCUAUGAUGCGCCGGUCCCUGGAGCGUAGUCAGCAGCUGGAGCAGAGACCCAAGCGCUGGUCCUGGGGUGGAGGCAACGGGGGAGUCAGAGAGGGUGACUCUGAAACCCCCCCACCUCCUCCUCUAGGUCUGCCCUCCAGCAGCCUCCUCCCUCCAGACCCUGUGAUCUCUGCAGCUGGGGCCCAGGCCCACAAUGCGACUGACAAACGUUCAGCUUCCACCAUGAAUCUGCCCAAGCAUUUGGAGUCGCCAAUCAGUAAGCGCCUGUCCCACUCCUCCGCGACAAUUACCCAUUCUCCUGACAGAGCUCAUCGCUUGCACCUUAGCCCUUUGGAAAACCUACUUGUUAAGCGUCUUUUGACCCCGACGCAGUCUUCGUUAGCCAGGUGCAGAAGUACCACGGCUCUGUAUUGUGCAGAGCACUCAGCGUUGCAUGUCUGUCCUCGUGUAGCUCCGUCCAGCCCGCUCAAGUCUCCCUACAAAGCCUCGCCCAGCCGGAAGAAGAACGCCUCCACCUCCCCCAAGUCUCCCGAGGAAUCUGGAGGGGCAGCAGCAGCUCCUGACAUGCUGAAGACUGAGAAGCUGAAGAAGGAAAAGAGACUCACCUCCCCUGUGCUGGCCUCUCCACUCCACAGACCAGAGUCACCUGCCACUGUAUCCAAGAGGUCGUCUUCACCGGCAACACCCAAGUCUGUUUCAAAGACCCGCGCCCACUCUCCCAGCACUGUGAAACAGUACCCCCCCUCUCCCAUGAAGCAGCGCGCCUCCGUGAGCACGCACCCAGAGAGCGCCAAGAAGAAGGCAGAGCGAGAGAAAGGGGAUGGAGCAGCAGCCCAGGACAGACGGGCCGAGGAGGCCAGAGGCACAGAGAAACCCGACAGAAAAAUGACAAAGUCUGAGAGCAGCGACAUCGGCGCCAGUGAGGCUUCUCCAGUUACCCCCACUGGGAAAACCAUCGCUGGGACCACAGACGCAGAGGAAGCCAGCAAGCUGCUGGCCGAGCGGAGACGCCAGGCUCGCCUUCAGAAAGAACGAGAGGAGCAGGAGAAACGGGAGCAGGAGGAGGCAGAGAGGGUGAAGGCGGAGGAGCUGCGCAGGAAGAUGGCGGAGGAGCGAGCGCGGCAGGAGGAAGCGGCUCGCCAGGCCGAGGAGGAGCGGAGGCAGGAGGAGGAGAGGAGACAGAAGAGGGAAGAGGAGGAGAGACUGAGGAGGGAGCAGCAGGACAGGGAGAUGCAGGCUCAGCUGGAGAGAGAGAGGGAAGAGGCUGAGCUGAAGGCCCAGGAGGCAGCCGAGCGUUUCCGGCAGGAGAGAGAGCAGCUCAAGCUGCAGGUGGAGCAGGAGAGGCUGCAGAGGAAGAAGAGGAUCGAAGAGAUUAUGAAGAGAACAAGAAAGAGUGACAUUUGCGACACAAAGCAGAAGACUGAAGAGCAGCCGGCUGUGGAGCUCCUCAAACCGGUCCAGACUGUGAUCCCUGAAGAGCAAGUCAAUGGACAGAUCACGAGCGAGGAGCAGAAGACUUCAGAGGAAUGUGUCUCGGAAACCUCUUAUUCUGAAAUGACUUUCAAAGAACUGAACCCAGUCCCUCCUCUGAUUAACCUUAACCCCAUCGUGGUGAAAUCUCCAAGCCUCUACGAUUGCACCGACGAGGUCCAGUCCAUGGAUGUCAGCCCCGUGUCCAAGGAGGAGCUGAUCUCAAUCCCAGAGUUCUCUCCCAUCAACGAGAUCCAUCACAUCGGGAUGAGCAACGCCAAGGCCAUCGAGGACCUGCUGGACCUCACCGGACACAUGGCAUACCCCAUGACCACCAGCGAGACCCUGGCUCUAGGGGACCUCAAUAAGAACCUCAUCGAAGGCUUCUGCAGUUCAGGGCAGGACAGCCAGCUCAUCGAAUCCUUAGCACAGUCCAUCGACAAAGCCUCUCUCCAAUAGCCAGAGUUCCUGAGCACUUGCACCAUGCUGCUUCAGGCAGACCUCCGAGCUGUGGCGUAGUCUGAAGGCCGUGUCAUCUAAAGAAGCUUCCUCCCCUCCCUUCUGUGCUCCUCAUACACUGCAGCAGAGCACCAUUGCUGAAUGUACGUUUUAUUUUCCUCUGAAACGGUGCCCUGCUGAAUGUGCUAAUGUGGGUGGAGCUCCUGAAUAAUGGGACUGCGAUUGAUUGCUCUGAUUCAGGGAUGCCUGCUUGUGCAGUGGGGACUCUGGGACUAGAAGAAUCACCUUGUUUUAAAAACAUCUCAUCAAUUAACUCGCUUCACUGUGGCUUUUAACAUUUUGUAUUUUUUUUGUCAUGUGGAUUUUAUUUCUUCCAAGUAUUUUAGCGAGCAUGUGACGUUUUUAUAUUUAUUUUCUAAAGAAAAAAAAACAAGUGUGUUAGAAGCGUUCUGAUUGUGUGCCUGUUUUUACAAUGUGUUGGAUAGUUUUGUUUUUUUGUGCGUGUGCAAUAGUGAAGAGUCGACGUGACGGAGACACUUUAUAAAAACACUGCUGGGGGUUUAGCAUCUUAACAGCAGAAGAUUAUUCCAGAGAUGUAAAUUUAGAGUCCGUCAGGAAUGACUGUAUAUUAGAUUACCUGACACUUGCCCACCACUAAACGCAUCCUAACUCGCCUCAUUCCUGCUCUGCAGUACAGCUGUAGCACUAAACAGUUUUUCCUGGACUGUCUUUUAAAGAGUACAUUAACAGAAGCAUCAUCAUUGUCAAUGAGGCUGGCAUGCACCCCUCCUUCCGCAGUCAUCUUGAUCCUUCAUUAGCUAAUGUGUUACGGGAGUCUCUUGAUCACUUCCACUUUAAUAUUUUUGGCUGACUGAGGCAUAGCGAUGGCCAGACAGUUCUCAUUUAAAGAGCGAUAAAGAAGCAAAACAGAAAACGACUGUUUUAACACCAGAUUGCAGACCACACCAGUAUUUGCGUGUUCGUUAAAUAUGUUUAAUUGCUUGCUCAACAGCCAUUUGCUGUUCUCCUCUGAAGCCAAUGAGCCAUGCGUUGGCCAGCCCCAGCCCACAACCAUUACCUAAUAAUGAUGCUGUAGUGGAACUGUGCUGAAUAAAAGGGGGGGGGGGAAUGCAUCGCUCCACGGGCGCGUGCCCAGCAGGCUGGUGUGAUCCAUGCGUUUCUGCCAUACAUAGUUUAGACCCACAUCUUCCGACGUUAAGCUUAACUACAACAAGUGCUUGUCGUCCUGUGUGGUGUUGGGUAUAUUAAAGGGAAGAACUCUGCUCAAAACGGUUCUACAUUCACAAUUGAUACAGUAUAAAGCUACGUAUGGUUAGAUAUUGUCAAAUGCAUUACCUAUAUAGCUGUAUUUUUGACACUGCUUUCUAGAAAGGCACCGAUUUUCACCAUCCUUAAAGACGCUAAACUUAGAAAACUAGACCUGUACCCAUUGCUUUGCUUCAGUGGGACAGACUUGCGGAGUGUAGCAUGUGUGCUCUAUACUAUGCUGUAUUUCAGGUCACCUGAGUUUCCUAUUUUUUCUAAGUAGUUACAGUCCUAGUCAUAUGAGGAAUUACAUUUUCUCUUUCUGUUUUAAAUGUGCAAUGCUUAUUCGACAAUAUUUCCAAAGUGGUUAAGGUCUACCAGAGAUACAAGAUGGCAGGUAAAGAAGUACUUGGAAUAUUUCAAUGUUAGCUUCAGCUUCUUAAUUCAGCCUGAGCAUUAAUUAAACACGUGUUAUGAAUUUGUGGCGUGCGUGUCAGAACAUGUGUGCGUGUUUUUUUUUGUUUUUUUUUUCAUGUAAUUUAAAAAAUAUGGCCUACCAGUUCAAACAAAACCAGUUUACUUGAAGUGUGGUGUGAUGCUGGAGUCUUCCAAACAUGGCUUUGUAACACGAGAAUGUUUCACGAAGAGGUUGUGGUGACGUCGUUCUGUAUCUGCAAAAUGCAAUACGUUGCAAUUUGUGUUAGUGUAAUUAUUGUAAACAUGGUGCGUAUUACCCUUGCAUGAAAUCUGCAGCAUGUGCACAUAAUAAAGCAAUCCUCCUUUAAA